Messenger RNA from Poecilia reticulata (guppy), 3775 nucleotides. NCBI's taxonomy places the organism in Eukaryota, Metazoa, Chordata, Actinopteri, Cyprinodontiformes, Poeciliidae. The record is from RefSeq and is a predicted model, not a curated record.
CAGCCAAUGCGGGGUCUACUCUUAUAUUAUGUCUAUGGGGGGUAGAGGCGAUCGAACGAACGAAAGAUGGGGGUGAAGGGGAGGAAAUAGACCAGGGGACAGACAAACGUUAAGUCCGAGUGGGAAAGACGAACGAACAAACCUAAUGUGGGAGGGACACGACUGGUUAGACCAGGAGCGAACGUAGGAACGGGGGGAGCAAUACGGAAUAUUUACGGCAACUUCGUUCGUCACACACUCAAAUUCAUCUACCAGCCAUGUACCGCCACGAUGCGCUCCGCCACCCGUUUGUUGAGACCGGGAUGACAUUAAAUUUAUUGUGCGGUUCGUCCGUAAAGCUACACUUACACUGUAGGCAUUAACUACUCAGCCGCCCGCCGUGUUCAGUCUAUCCGCUCACCUGUAUAAAUACUCCUCAACGCUCUUCCCGCCGUGCGCUUUGAACCAGCAGCUGAGGGAAGAGAAAGGCUGCCGUGCUCCAGGCAUCGCUCCCAUCAUUUUAAGGAUGCUUGUUGGUCCCCCAAAAACGAUGAAAACCCAGGUACUAUCAUCAAUCAAUAAAAUCCCCACGAGCCAAACUUGAAGAUUGGAUGUCAUGCCGCUAACACUUGGCUUUAGUCAACAACUCAGAGGCGGAAGUCAGAGAUACGCGCAACGCAAAUAAUGUUCCUGCUGGAAAACUGUGCGCUAACUAAUAAAACAUAAAUUAACAAACCUUCGAGGCAGGUAAAUUUUCGUCGAGGAAUUUUAAUAAUCGAGGUACACGAAUUACUCAAGGAAUCGUUUCAGCCCUAAGAAGUUGUACAACUAAGUUACGUUUUAUUUUAUUAGUUGUUAAUAUUACCAGAAUGUUUCAGUAUUGUUGAAAUUGACAUUAAAUAGCCAUGUCAAAAUGUUGUUGACUGGAACUUAGUACUGCUGACGAUCUCCACUGCUCAGUUGUUAAUGAGGAGUGGUGAGUGGUUCGGUCGAGACCUUCUGAAGUCGACAAUAAUCUCUUUUGUCUUGUCAAGGUUCAGGAACAGGUUCUUUAUUCUGCACCAGUCUACAAGAUGUUGCACCUCUUUUCUGCAGUUCACUUCAUUGUUGUCCUGAAUUAGUCCCACAAUUGUUGUGUCGUCUGGAUAUUUCAUGAUGUGGUUGGUGUUAAACCUGGGACGACAGUCGUGGGUCAUCAGGGUAAACAGCAGGGGGCUCAGGACACAGCCAUGGUGGGAACCAGUGUUUAAAGAAAUGACAUUGGAGGUGUUAUUACCCACACGGACAGACUGAGUUCUGUCAGUGAGGAAGUCCAGCAGCCAAGUUGCACAGUGGAGUUUUGAGGCCCAGACAGACCAGUUUGCAUACCAGAUCUUGGGAAAUGAUUGUAUUAAAUGCUGAGCUGAAGUCCAAAAAUAGCAUCUGUAUCCAGGUGUAUCAGGCUCAGAUGAAGAGCAGUGGAGCGGUUAGGUUUGUAUGCAAGCUGGAAUGGGUCAAAUGAUGGAGGCAGUAUAGAUUAUGUGAUCCUUAACCACCCUCUCGGAGCACUUCAUGAUGAUAGAUGUUAAUGCAACAGGUCUAAAGUCAUUAAGACGCAUGAUGGUUGGUUUCUUGGGCACUGGAAUAAUAAUAGCUAACUUAAAACAUGAGGGGACAAUGGUCUGGUACGGUGACAUAUUGAAGACGUCCUUGAGCGCAUAGGCUAGCAGGUCUGCACAUUCUUUGAUCAGCCUUGCUGGAAUGUUGUCAGCUGUCAGCUCUAAAAGUUGUUAGCCCCUCCAGGCUGAUGGCAUUAUGAGGUACUGAUGAGUUUAGCCAUGUCUCACAGAAAAUGAGAAUGCAGCAGUUUCUUGUUUCCCUUUUGGUGAUUAAAUCCAGCUUCAGGUAGUCCAGUUUGCUUUCAAGGGAUCAUACAUUAGCAAGCAAGAUGGAGGAAAGCGACAAAUUGAAAGGGUUAGCUUUUAGCGUAGCUGUUAGCCCUCUGCGACACCCUGGCUUUUGUUUUCUGUCACGUCUUCUCCAGUAUCUCCAUGGGCCUGGGCUGUUGGAAGAUUCUGCUGCUGUGAAGUUAGCUUGAUUCAACAGACGUAACUGAUCUGACGUAGCAGUCCAAGGCUUUUUAACCUCUUUUCACCUUUGAUAUUUUGACAACUUUUUUUUUCUGACAUGAACUCUUUUUAAUGAAAGCUGUUUUUUUCACACCCUCUCACACUUUUAGGGUAUAUUUGUAUGUGUAUGGAAUGUAUUUGGAACUAAGAAGAAUGUAUUCUUUUACCAGACUGAAACUCUUUUCCAAUGAUAAGAAUCCCACUGCCAGAUGGAGUUUUCAUUUAAAACUGUUGACGUUCCUGCUCUUUGUGACAAUCAUCGGUGUGUUUUUAAAGUCUAUUAACUGCGAAUGGCGCUGGUUUCAAGAUCAAAGUCAGCAUGACGGUCAGCAUGACGGUCAGCUUGACGGUCAACAUGACGGACAGCACGACAGUCAGCGUGAUGGUCAGCACGACGGUCAGCGUGAUAGUCAGCGUGAUAGUCAGCGUGAUGGUCAGCACGACGGUCCUCGCGAUGGUCAGAGCGGUAGUCAGCAUGAUCAUGCUGAUAAAAGUCAGCAAAACCUGGAUUUUUCUGUGGGUACUGGCUUGUGUCGUCAUCAUCAGAACAGUUCUGUCACGCCAUUUUUGUCUGCCAAGACCAAACUCUCAGAGGAUGCUUUCAAAUGGUUUAAGCAUAUACAGAAGGAACAAGGCAACUUCAGUUAUUUUGAAGAAACGAUGAAUAAGCUUUUUGAGAUAUUCCCACCCAUUCCCGAUCUUGGAAAACCGAAGUUUAACGUGUGCUCGACUUGUGCGGUGGUGGGAAAUUCUCUUAAUCUGAAAGGUUCAAAGUACGGACCUCUUAUAGAUUCCAAAGACGUAAUUAUAAGAAUGAACUUUGCCCCAAUCAAAGGCUUUGAAGAAGAUGUUGGCACCAAAACAACGCAUCAUGUCAUGUAUCCGGAGAGUGCAGUUGACUUGGACAACAGUACUCAUCUUGUGCUGAUUCCAUUUAAGAUACUCGAUCUUGAGUGGCUCAUCAGCGCCUUUACAACAGGAUUUCAUGGAAAAUCCUAUGCACCAAUAAAAUCCAGAAUUCAAGCCAACAAAGAUUUGGUGAUUGUGAUCAAUCCAGCUUUUAUGAAGGACGUCCAUCAAAAUUGGCUAAAAAACAAAGGAAGUUAUCCUUCCACUGGUUUUAUGACUGUGGUUCUUGCAUUUCACAUUUGUGAUGAGAUUAGUUUAUUUGGAUAUGGGGCAGACCGCAAAGGACGAUGGAGCCAUUACUUUGAAACACUAAAAAACAAAAACUUCAAAACAGGACAACAUCCUGGAAAACAGGAAUAUGACAUACUACAAAAGCUGAAUUUUGAAAAAGUAGUGAAACUUUACCCUGGGGUGUGAAUUCUUCUCCUGAAACAGACCUGAUCAGGUCUGUUUUGUAGACAUCAAUCCUCUGACACCUCGCUGUCACCUUGUGAACUGUGACUUAUUACAUUUUGUGAGCAAUUUUGUUACCCAGAAUUUAGAUCAUGCAUCAUGACAGCCACCCAACUGUUACACGCACUUGAGUUGCACAUACAUAUUUACGUUUGAUCUCAGAACUAGGCAGAAUUUUUUUCUACUUUUAUGAAUGUGCCAAAGAAUCAUGGAAAGAUCAAAAUGUAAAUGACAAAUAACAAGGUGAACAGAAAAAGCACUUCUUAAUCACUGAAAGCCGAAAUGUUGAAGAACAAAGUUAAAUAAAAACAAUGUUUAAGAAAAAA